Messenger RNA from Solenopsis invicta (red fire ant), 1499 nucleotides. RefSeq names its product post-GPI attachment to proteins factor 3 (gene PGAP3). The record is from RefSeq and is a predicted model, not a curated record. Gene Ontology annotation, molecular function: hydrolase activity, acting on ester bonds. Gene Ontology annotation, cellular component: endoplasmic reticulum membrane. Lineage: Eukaryota; Metazoa; Arthropoda; Insecta; Hymenoptera; Formicidae. The transcript is spliced from 8 exons. Bases 67 to 1044 code for a protein of 325 amino acids. Gene Ontology annotation, biological process: GPI anchor biosynthetic process.
UGCACAUUGCCGAUUUAAAUGGUUUAUGGCUGAUAACAGCUGAUAGCCUGUGACAGCCGACCCGACAUGCCAAAGUUGACAUGGAUUUUUCUGCUGAUUCUUCAAAUUUGUUUCGUUGGAAAUACGGUUGGUUCGAUAGGUGACAAGUCACAGGUAUACAACCAAUGUCUAACGCUGUGUCGCAAUAGCAACUGCAAAGAUGAAACAGAUUUUAAGGAACAACCUUCUAUAUCAUUAAUCUUGCUACAUUGGUCCUGCAAGGAAGAUUGCAGUUAUAUUUGCACAUGGAGGACUGUUGACUAUUUUGUAUCUCGUGGUUUAAAGAUACCACAAUUUUAUGGAAAAUGGCCAUUUAUCCGCAUGUUUGGAUGUCAGGAGCCUGCUUCAGUUCUAUUCUCCAUAUUAAAUUUUUAUGCACAUUGGAUAAUGUAUCAGAAAUUUAAAAGAAGAAUAGAUCGAGCCAAUCCUAUGUUCUAUACUUGGGCAUAUUUUAGUAUUGUAUGCUUAAAUGGAUGGUUUUGGUCAACCGUAUUCCAUUCACGGGACUGGCCAUUUACAGAAGCUAUGGACUAUUCUUGUGCAUUUAGUAUGGUACUUACACUCUUAUACUGUAUGCUUCUAAGGAUAACGAAUCAGAGGAAUAAAGCAUUUGUUAUAAUAACUUGUGGAUAUGUGAGCAUUUUGUGUACACAUUUGUCACAUUUAUGGUCAGGCAGAAUUAAUUAUGGUUAUAAUAUGAUGUUUAAUGUGGCGAUAGGACUAACGACUGUUGCGGUAACAAUGCUAUGGUGGUAUUUUAAACGCCAUAAGUUGCCGUACUUGUACUUAAUUGCUUGGUUCAAUAUAUUGACUAUUCUCGUGACACUGCUCGAAUUGACAGAUUUUCCUCCUAUUUUUUGGAUAUUUGAUGCUCAUUCCUUAUGGCAUGCCAGUACAGUUCCUUUAACGAUAUUGUUAUAUAGGUUUAUGAUUACAGAUUGUUGCUAUUUGAAGAAAUACUAUAAUAAAUCAUUUCUAGAUAUUGAUGAUCACCACAGACAGUAAUUUGUUUUUUAUAAUGCACAAUGCUAAUCUAUGUUGGCCUUUGCAAAUACUCAGGGAUUAUCGUCUCUGUGCUUCUCGAGAUUUCCAGAUAGGGUCGGAUCCGGCCGCCGCCUUUUGAAGAAGCCGAGUUUUCUCAGUAUUAAUGUAAGUAGUAUAAAUAAUAACAUGCCAGCUACUGCGGCUACUAUAUAUAUCCAUACUGGCACAGAGUCAGCUUCUUGCUGGUCCAAUAGAUCUGGAUAAGCAAUUGUCUCGGCCUAUUUAACAAUAAAUAAUAAUGUUGUCAAGUAAUUUGUAUCAUAACAUUUUAAUAUUUUUUAAAUAUCUUUUUGUAUUAUAUCCAAAACUGGAAAUCCAAAAUUGAAAUUUUUUCUCAGUUAUUAAAAUAUUUUAGUUUCUAUAAUUCUAUGUAACAAUUACCAAGUGUCAAAAUAUACAUUACACAUAGAAAAAAA